Messenger RNA from Poeciliopsis prolifica (blackstripe livebearer), 640 nucleotides. Its product is annotated as NLR family CARD domain-containing protein 3-like. The record is from RefSeq and is a predicted model, not a curated record. Lineage: Eukaryota; Metazoa; Chordata; Actinopteri; Cyprinodontiformes; Poeciliidae. The transcript is spliced from 2 exons. The coding region runs from base 14 to 640 and encodes 208 amino acids.
GGCUGCAGUCUACAUGCUCCACUGCUUCACCAGCAGGAAGUCAGAGGAGAUCAAGACGUUCCUGGGAGACGAAUACAGAGAAACAUCUCUAGAUGAGUUCAUGAAGGAAGUCAUGGAGAAAUCCCUCAGCAGUCAAAAUGGCCACCUGGACCUGUUUGUCCGCUUCCUUCAUGGUCUCACUGUGGAGUCCAACCAGAGAGUCUUAGAAGAUCUGCUGGGUCAGACAGAGACCAGUCCAGAAACCAUCCAGAGAAUCAUCACCAACCUGAAGAAGAUGAACACUGAUAGAAUCUCUCCUGACAGAAGCAUCAACAUCUUCUACUGUCUGGUGGAGAUGAACGACGUCUCAUUUUAUCAGGAGAUCCAACAGCUGCUGGAUUCAGGGCAGUAUCUCUCAGUGACUGACUGUUCAGCUCUGGCCUUCAUGCUGCAGAUGUCAAAGGUUCUGGAUGAGUUGGACCUGGAGAAGUACAACACAUCAGAAUCAGGACGACGGAGACUGGUUCCAGCUGUGAGGAACUGCAGAAAGGCUCGACUUGGUGACUGUUCGCUCCAAAAGGCUGAAUGUGAAGUUUUGGCCUCGACUCUGAAGUCCAAACCCAGAUCUGAUGAACUGGAAAUAAAUCAGAUAUCAACAUAG